Messenger RNA from Triticum turgidum subsp. durum (durum wheat), 1479 nucleotides. NCBI's taxonomy places the organism in Eukaryota, Viridiplantae, Streptophyta, Magnoliopsida, Poales, Poaceae. The record is from the annotation of a GenBank genome assembly.
AUGGAGGCGCUCAUUUCUGCAGUUCUUGGUGAUCUUGCAGGCAGAGCCAUAUCAUUCGUGGUUGAUAAGUGCCGUGAGCAGAGAACAGCGGAAGAGGAUCUGCAGAGGCUGCAACAGCUUCUUCUGAGGUUACGUGCCAUCGUCGAGGAGGCUGAGGGGCGGCGUGUCACGAACCGAGGGAUGAUCUGUCAGGUUAGCAUGAUAACAAAGCAAAUGUUCAGAGGGUACUACCUUCUCGACACCUUCAAGUGCAGAGAGAAGAAAGCCAAUGAUGAGGAGGUGAGUCUUUCCUCGUUCAUUCAAUCCAAAUUUAAUCCAGCUAAACGUUUUCGCCGCCUUUCUAGCAACACUCAGACUGAGAGCAUGGUAAUUGGUAGAGAAAGCAGCAAGGAGUUGAAACAUGUUGUUCUUGUCCUAGAAAGCAUGGUUGCUGAUAUGAGGGAGUUUGCUAUAUUUCUGAUGAGCUACCCUCGCAUGCACCGCCAACCUUAUGGCGCAUAUUUAUUUUUGGACAAAUAUAUGUUCGGCCGUCAAAUGGAGAGGGAACACGCCAUCAGCUUCUUGCUACAAGCUGAGCCUCUAGGGGGUGAGAAUUUGGGCGUCCUUCCGAUCGUUGGUCCUGGACUUAUUGGCAAGAGCACUCUUGUGGAACAUGUUUGCGAUGAUGAGCGUGUGCGCAAUCACUUCUCCUUGAUCUUGCUCUACAGCAGAAAUGACCUUAAAGAUGAAACUGCGAUUGCUUUUAGAGAUAAUUGUGUCACUAAGCAUCAAAAUAUUACCUUGGAUAAAGAAAGGUCGUUGGUUGUCAUUGAACUCUUAGGGGACGUGGACAAAGCGGCAUGGAAGCGGCUGCUGCAGUCUGCUGAAAGAUGUAUGACACGUGGGAGCAAAAUCAUAGUGACUAGCCGAUCAGAAAAGAUGGUCAGGUUUGGAACAACGGAAGCCAUCAAGCUAAGUUGUUUGUCUAAAGAAGCUUACUGGUAUUUCUUCAAGAUGCUCGUGUUUGGAAGCACGGACCCGGAGGAGCACCCAAGGUUAACAUCCAUAGCCAUGGAGCUAGCCCUCAGGAUGUGCGGAUCUUUCAUCUGUGCAUAUGUUAUUGCUGCCUUACUGAGAGAAAAUCUCAGUGCCUGGUUCUGGUGCAGGGUUCUCAGAAGCUUUAGGAAGUACAUGCAGAAGAAUUUAUUGUUGGCUGGUGAAUAUUUUUACGAGGAUAAGCCUCGGUACGUUAUGACCAUUGCUGAAACACGGCGAGUUUCUGGGGAUCGUAAGCUCUUUCUGCUCCACCAUAGUUAUCAAAAAGGGCCUGCUGCACAGGGCAAAGUUCCGAGGAUAACACUGGCGGACGUUCUAUUCAGUAGAUGGGGCACUGUGCCGUGGGGCAAAUUUGAGGUCUUGUGCUGGAGGUCUCUCAUACCGCCAUACUACAACUACAUAUAUGCUUGUGAGUUUGUGCGGCACAAGAACACCACACCGUAG